AUGGCUCCUCAUCCCAACAAGCGGCAGAAUUCACUGCCCAGCAGCUUCAUAUCGAUUCAGGACUUACUAAAUCAUAAACGUGGAGUUGGAAACUUGGUGAACGUCAUUGGCAUCAUCAGAGACUUCAAACCCCCUAUUUCUACCAGGGGAAGUGAUUCGAAGUGUGAGAUUAGCCUGUAUGAUCGUUAUACCGAAGAUGGCUCGCUCGAUUCUCUUACACUCAACGUUUUCCGGCCAGCAAAUGAGAUGCCCAAUCCUGGACUUGGCGAUGUGAUUGUGCUGUUCCAGGCCAAGCUUCAAUCACACUCUGAUACCCUGUCACUCGUGACGCACUGGACUACGGAUAUUUAUUUGUAUUCAUCAAGCCAAAUUCCACAUCCACCAGAGGGUGCCUUGAAGGCGCUCCGCCCCCAGCCCAGAAAGACAACCCACAAUCCCGGACAGCCAAUCCAUGAAUACGUCUCAGUUCUCUAUCACUCAAUCGAUAAGAGCUGCAUACCAUCUGAAGCAGAGUUUCAGGACAUCAAAGCGAAAUCUAUUACUGUCAAUGAGAAAUUCAAGGAGCUCAAAGAUAUCCGGGUUGACACAUUUGUCGAUGUGAUAGUCCAACUGGUCAGACAGCCGUACGAUACCGGCGACAGAAUCACCCUCUGGAUAUCUGACUACACUGAGAACGACAGCUUCUUUCAUUUUGCAUGGAAGGGACCUGUUCUUGCAGACAGGCCCGCCGAUCCCUAUGGGUACGAAUCCGUCAUGCCAUAUGGCGCAAGCUCCGGAGGGGAAUGGAAAGGUCCGUUUGGGAAAAGAAGCAUGCAAGUCACCUGUUUUGAUCCGCACACGACAUUCAUCAGAGAGCAAGGGCUUUCUUUCGGAUCAUGGGUUAUGCUUCGAAAUCUUCAGAUAAAAUAUGGACGCAACGGCGCAAAUCUCGAGGGCUUCUUGCGGGAAGACAGAGGUUCUUCAGGUCUAAAGAUUAACAUCACGCAGAUGGAUAUCACAGACACAGAGUCUCUUGAUCCUCGCCUCAAAGAGGCUGUUCGCCGUAAGCGUGACUAUCAAGAGUUGAAGAAGGAUCAAAUGCAGCAGAUCUUCAACGCAUCAAUGGCUGGAAAGAAGAGAAAGAGUGACUUGGCUGAGAUGGAGACCACACCCAGCGAUAAGCCAAGGAGGAAUAGAAAAAAAACAAAGAAGAAGUCUAUGGGACAUGACGAGUCUGUGACAUCGUCAGCUGUAGUUUCUACUGUAUCCUCCCUAACAGGAUCAGUCAAAUGCGAAUACGAAAACAAACCCAUCAGCACCUUCGAGGAGAUUUUAAAUCCCAUAUACCUUAAAACGAAAGUAAACGGUCAGCAAGUCGAACUACAGCUUCCUUUUGUAAACUUGAACUACCGCGCGGACGUGCGAGUCGUCAACUUCAUGCCUCCUGAUCUCAGGGAUUUUGCUAAGCCAAAAAAGAUCUCGGAAUAUGGGAUGCUCUCUGAUCAUGAGGAGUCGGAUGCAAAUUCCGACGAGGAUAGAGAGUCAAUAGCGGAUCGUGCCGCCGUGCGACAAUGGGAAUGGCGAUUCUUCUUGGAAUUGGAAGACGCCAAUGCUCCCAAAGACCAUCGGGAAAAGAAGAAAACUCUUUGGGUCGCAGUGAAUAACUCUUCUGCGCAGUGUCUUUUGGACCUGGACGCCUCUGAUUUGCAUGAAGAUCAGGAGAAUCUCGAUACCCUGCGUCAUCGACUAUUCUUUUUAUGGGGAGAACUAGAAGACAAGAAGAGCAUCGGAGAAGAAAACAAACGCCACGCAGAUCAGGUAGCUCUGGCGAACAGAGAUUCGAAUCGGCCUCCGUUGCACAGUUCCGACGAUGAGAGCAUUGCGCCGCAGAAGCAAGACAUAGAACUAAGAUCGUCGCAAAUCAGCAACACGCCGUUUAGUUGCUGUAUUCGCCAAUACGGAGUUAAAGUCCUCGAACAAGAUCCCGCGAAGGCGGACGCAGGCGAAGGCAAGAGGUGGCAGCGAAUGUUUGGAUUGUUUGGAACCAGAAUUACAUCUACCUAAGUUGAACUUUGCAAGAGCGAGAAACCCAUACGUCAACGGGGCGUUUUUUUUUUUUUUUUGACACGACGUUUUACGAUGUAAUAGAUGACGACAUAUUGGAGGAACCAGUGAGGUGGGAUAUUUUCAUGUUAAAAAGAAGAAGCUUGAAAAGUACUAUUAUCGAUUUGUUGGAUAUCUUUUACACGUUAAUUUGCUGGCACUUCCAUUGCUACUAGAAUUGUAGCCGCGCGACUUUCAGCCAAAUCAAUCUCUAAACCUCUCUCAAAUGUCCUUUUG
Trichoderma asperellum CBS 433.97 is the source of this 2319-nucleotide messenger RNA. NCBI's taxonomy places the organism in Eukaryota, Fungi, Ascomycota, Sordariomycetes, Hypocreales, Hypocreaceae. The record is from RefSeq and is a predicted model, not a curated record.